Paraphaeosphaeria sporulosa is the source of this 2147-nucleotide messenger RNA. RefSeq lists its product as uncharacterized. Bases 314 to 1948 code for a protein of 544 amino acids. The transcript has 2 exons. NCBI's taxonomy places the organism in Eukaryota, Fungi, Ascomycota, Dothideomycetes, Pleosporales, Didymosphaeriaceae. The record is from RefSeq and is a predicted model, not a curated record.
CUGCUGCACCACCGAUGGAAACGAUGCCUAUACUGCGUGAAUGCCAAGUGUCGGCCCGUUCGGCACCGAGCUGAUACGAAACCGCUCGAAAUGAACACACACAACACAACACAACACGGGCGCACUUAACUUCUUAUCCCACUGUGCCUCAAUCGCACAACGUAUCUCGGUCGCGUAGCCACGAACUUCCUGUUUCACGCGCAUCCUAGAGUCUCUCAUCGUCUCGAAAUUCUUCCGACUAGAGUACUUCUAGUGCUGAGUAUGCAACGCGUACCCCGCCACACCAGACUGCGCAAACAUUCCAAGACCAAAGAUGGAUGAAGAGCUCCACGACCUCGAGCAAGAAUAUUGCCCACCGUUAGACCCCGCUCUUAUUCACGCGCUGUACCCAGACUAUGCUGGACAAUCGGGUGGCACGCAGGUGCUGAGAGGUCUUUUGGAAGACCUCAAACAGACUGCUGCAGCCGAACAGCUUACCGAGUUCGAUCCGUCGGGCAGCAGUGGCGGCGCGGUGCGAACCAGUCCGAGCAAACAGUUCGACGAUGCGGAGUCGAGUACAGAGACAUGGACCUCGCUGUCACAGACGAACGGGACUGACUCCACAAGCCUUUCGAACGGCUUGGCGACAUUGGAAUUGGGUGUAGACUCAGACCAUCUGGCUUUUGGAGGGUAUUUCCGAGAAACGGAGGGCUACGACACACCAACCAAGGAAGCGCUGCUCGCCGAGACGUUCCCCACCUUGCGGCUCGAAUUUGUCACGUACACGUUGAAGAAGUGCGGAGACGACUUUGAGAAGGCGACGGAUGAGCUGCUGAACCACGUGUACUUCCACGAUGUAAGCGGAAGCCCUGGAGAUGAAGUGCCCGUUGUGAAAGGCAUCGACGCAUUUUCGGAGGAACACCAUCUGCCACAACGGGGUAAGAAGGGAAAGACGAAGAAGAGGCAAAUUCAUGUGGACUAUCACAAUGUGGCAUCAGCGUCUAACUCAGAAUCAGAGCUCAGUCCCACCGCGCCAAUCGCAAACAGGUGGAAAGACAGCGGGCGAGAUAUCGAGUUCUUGUCAUCGCGAACGAAGGUCUCUGCAAAGACCAUUGCAUCCUUGUACCACGCGAAUGGCCUCUCACUAGCGGGCACCAUUGUUGCGAUGAUGAAGACAUCUAUUGCUGACCACGGGAAGAAAGAGCCUGAAGCACGUAUCAUUCAGCCCGCGUUGGACCUCAACGAAGAAUUUCCAAACAUCGAAUUAGAUUACGCCAUCGCUUUGAUCAGGCUAACGGCACCCUCAACAUCAUAUGCACACGAACUCGCAAAGAAAAUCACCGGUUGUCCGAGCGCAUCCUAUGUCACUAAAGGUAGCAUACAAGUCAUACCCCAAUACGCUCCCGUCAGUCUGUCAGAGCCAACACCGGAGAGCACGAAAUUGCCCGACCUUGCGCCCUCUGCCACCCCACAUACAGCCGCUUCCCUCGCCGCAGUCCGCAGCUCAGCCUUCAAUAAUGCCUCGGCUUCUUUCCGCAAAGGUCGCUCAAACCCGCUUUACAAAGCUGCAGCAGGCUAUUACGCUCAAGUUGGACGCGACGCCAAUGCCCACCUCCGAGCGCAGUCAGAGGCCGAUGCUGACGUAUUCGUCUCGCAGCAGUCGACUUCUACUGUGCUGGACCUCCAUGGUGUUACAGUGGACAGCGCAACCAGGAUUGCCAAGCGGAGGACCAAGGCAUGGUGGGACGGUUUAGGUGAGGCGAGAAUCCCCGGCUAUGGGCAGGGCAGAGGUGGUGCUAGGGAUGGAUUCAGGAUCGUCACGGGCCUGGGGAGACACAGUGAGGGUGGUAGAGGAAAGAUUGGACCCGCUGUUGUAAGGGCGUUGGUUCAGGAGGGGUGGAGAGUCGAGGUGGGAAGCGGAGAGGUGAUUGUUACGGGGAAGGCGAAGCGCACCCAAGCUCCUCACUAAGAAUGAGAGAUGUGGGCAAUUUGUGCGAGCUGUCCAUAUUCCGAUAUACAUGGAGAGUGGCAUGUGUUGGGAGAAGAUCUCGGGAAUGUGCAGAGCCGCUUUUCAACAGCCACCUGGUCGUACUGUUCAUGCACCGCAAUGCCUUGAGAGUGCGCGUUCAAGCUGCAAUGCAUUACCCAAUUCAACACAUCUCGCGUCC